CCGGCGGCUGGUCUGUGGGCGGAGCUUUCGCGGGCGGGCGGCCCGGCAGGGCGUGUUCUGGCGGCGAAGAGGGGCGUGGCGGGACGGCCGCCGGCUGCGGCUGCGUAGGCUGGGGCGGCACGGACCGUAAGCAGGUGGUGCCACUUUGGCCUUGAACAUGCCAUCCGCUUAAGCGUACAAGUGUUGUUUCCAGAAGAAAUCGUUUUACAGUCUCACCAGGUGACAGGGAAUUGGAACCAUGCACAAGAUGCGAAAAAUGACGGACUGCCCACCACCAAGGGAUAAAUCUGGCAGAAGACGUGCAGCACUGUCUCCUGGAAACUACAAAUUGUGGAUGGGAAAUUAACAGAAGACCUACAGAAACAGAGAGAUCACCCAGCAUCUUUAUGACAGUAUAGAAUUCUACAUUCAGGAGAGUGGCCAGGGCCUGCGGUCAGGAGCCCCACACGAUGGGCUCACAGACUUCGGCAAUAAGGCUUGCCAGGUGUGAGACGCCACAGGAGGAUAGAGAAGCAUGUCGGCCCCGGAGAGUUCUCCGCUACAGUGACCUCCUGUGCUUGCUGAGAUUUCGGAGCCUCGUCGUUGCCAUUUUCCCACCUGAUCACAUGACAUGCCCAGAGUGUGUGCGAACCUCAUAAGACAAACUGAAAAGUCCUACUCUGCAGAUAAUGAGUAAAAGUGUUGUCUGAAGACACAGAUACGUCAAGACAGGAGGCCGACCGAAUUCCGCCUUGACCCUGAAAUUUGUGAUGAUUUGAGGAGAUAAUACACAUGUCACGUCUGAGUAAAGGUGAGACAGGUUAUUUUGGCUGAUGUAGAGGUUGGAAUGAAGACAUGAAAAACAAUUCCUUCAGAGAAGGAGGCUGGACUAAAAAAAGAAACUGCUGUACAAGCGAAUCAAUGUGUGAAUGGCAGGACCUGUUCAAAGAUUUUGGAGUAAGGGUAGAGGAGUAUCAUGGCCAAGAUCACUGUGUUGGUGACUGAAUUCGUCCUCUGGGGAGUUUCAGACACCCAGGAGCAGCCAGUCCUGCAGGUGAUGCCAUUGUACUCAUCUAUCUGACAGCCCUGGCUGCAGCCUCCUCGCUGUUCUUACCGCCUUGGACCUGCACCUCCAAAGAAGGGCCAGAUGUGAAUUCACCACCCACGGUGUGGCUGCCCCUCCACCGUCUGAGACCCUGCGUGGCUUCCUGCUGCCUUCGGGCUUACAGAGUCCUCCACACAUUUCCUGUGGUCUCCUUCUCUAGGGUUUAUGACUAACUGAUCAGCUAGACUGUGAAUCACAGGAGACACAAUCUCCUUUGUUUACUACAGUAUCCGCAGAGCUGAGAACACUGCACAGAACUCUCCAUGAAUAAAGAUUUGGUGUGUGAAUCAAUGAGAAACUGACAACGGAGUGAAGGAACAAUAAGCACGGGCAGUGAUCAGAUGAAGGACGCUGUGAUCCUUUUAUUAACUGGAGUUCACCAUAGUUUUCAGCCAUGUCUACAAUUUAUGGUUAAUUUUUACAUGAGACAGAUCGGUUUUAAGAUUAUCUUGAAAAUGCCCAAUUACAUCAAGCAUCUUUGAAUUGCUGUAUUUGGUAAUGUGAAUUUCUUGAAUCAAUUGUCUUAUACUUGUACCAUAUUUUAAAUAAAUGAAGCCAAGUCUGAGUGAAGGAUUGUCUCUAGGGCCCAGGUGCUCUGCAAUUGUAAUUAAACUCCCCUAAACCAAGCACCAAUUGCCAAAUGCCCUCUCAUCUUCAUGCCACGGGGACCCAGCUUUGGAAUUGCUCUUCACCAAGAAGAAAUAGCCAGGAGAGAAGAACCUGCAAAUCCAUCCCACUAAAAACUGUUUGAUAUUAGUUACAUUAUUAAUUUAAUAAUGCAUAUACAGACAUUUUUAAAUUACUCAUUUUAUCUUUUGUGAUUUUCAUUAACCCCGUACAUUUGUUCUUAUGCCUCCAGGUCAAACUCAACACCAUGGAUGAAGACAACAGGACCUUGUCCAGUGACUUCACCCUCACGGGGCUCUUCACUCACAGCAAAGCCUCAGGAUUCCUUUCUGGUGCCAUCUGUGCUGUUUUCUUCAUGGCCAUGACAGCUAAUGGGGUCACCAUCUUCCUGGUCCACGCAGACCCUCACCUCCACACCCCCAUGUACUUCCUCCUCAGCCACCUCUCCUUCAUCGACGUGAUGUACAGCUCCACCAUCGUGCCCAAGAUGCUGGUUGAUUAUUUUGUGGACAAGGGGAUCAUCUCCUUCGUUGCCUGUACAGCCCAGUGCUUUCUCUACAUGGGCUUUGUGGGGGCUGAAUUCUUCCUGCUGGGGCUCAUGGCCUACGACCGCUACGUGGCCGUCUGCCACCCCCUCCGCUAUCCUGUCCUCAUGAGCCAGCGGGUCUGCUGGAUGAUCUUGGCCAGCUCCUGGCUUGGUGGUGAUUUGGACAGUUUCCUCCUCACCCCCAUCACCAUGAGUCUCCCGUUCUGCGCCUCGCACGAGAUCAAUCACUUUUUCUGUGAGGCACCCACCAUGCUGAGGCUGGCCUGUGGUGACAAAGCCGCCUAUGAAACGGUGAUGUACAUGUGUUGUGUCAUGAUGCUGCUGAUCCCCUUCUCUGUGGUGAUGGCGUCCUACACCCGGAUUCUCAUCACAGUGCAGCAGAUCAAGUCGGCAGAAGGGAGGAGGAAGGCCUUCACCACCUUCUCAUCACAUGUGAUCGUGGUGACUCUGUUCUAUGGGGCUGCCUUGUACAUGUACAUGUUUCCCAGAUCCUACCACACCCCGAUCAAAGACAAGGUCUUCUCUGCCUUUUACACCAUCCUCACCCCCCUGUUAAACCCUCUCAUCUACAGUCUGAGGAACAGGGACGUGAUGGAGGCCUGUGACAUGACAAGAAAAGAAUUCUGACAGGCUAAAACCUCCAUGUCUGUCUGGGGGUAUAUGGGAUUCCACCAAGGAUAAUAUAGACAAUAUUGGCAGCAACUGCCAAUGCCAGUUGCUUUGAAUGGUCUAUCAAGGGGACCUCCAUCAAAAAUGUGAAGCCACUGUAACAUUCACACACAAAUUAUAACAGAGUUCCAUAAACACCUCUAAUGUGUACUCCUUCUUUGUUUCUACUGAUUCCAAUUGUGCUGUCAUACCACUUAUCUGAUUACAAUUCAAGUUUAUUAAUGCCCCCCAAAUCUCUGGUUAAUAUUGUACACUCUGUCCAUCUUCAAUGGCCUCAUAAGAACUGGUGAUUUUGACUACAUUCUUUAAACUAUCCAUAGAUAGAGUUUAUGGAAGGUUUAGAGAUACCAACAUUUGAAAGUCAUUUGAAGGAGAAUAAAUUGUCAUAAAACUUUAAAAGGGAUAUCUAUGUAUAUUCACACAGGAUUUAAAAAAUCCAGGUAUCUCUUCUUUGAGUUACAAUGAAAACAUUCCUCCUUUAUCUAAAUUUGGUGCUGGCAAAAAUUAAUCAUGUAUUUUGCAGAUAUGCCAAGACUAAACCUCUGUGGGGGAAGGAUACUAUGAUGUUACCUUUUUUUUAAUGUGGCAAAUAAUUGUUACAGUGCAAGACACAGUGAAAGGUAGUUGAGAAAGAAGUACCCCAUUAACUAGCAAUGUCUGUAAUCAAUUUUCAGCUUUUUCUCCAAUUCUUUAGGAUUGUUAGACUUCUGAAAUCUCUCUGUAGAUGUUAGUGGUGGUAAAGCUAUUUCUAUCAGUCUUUUUCUUCCAAAGAAACAGCAAACAGCACAUUUUUCCUUCUUUCAGCUCUGUAUUUUACAAUGGACAUAACAAAAUGGGAAGGAAAUAAUCAACUUUUCAUUUGAAAGUUAGAGCUGGAAAACCCUUUGUUAAGGACUUAAUUUUUUUUAAGGAAGCUGAGACCUAGAGAAGUAUGUUUGGCUUAAAUCAUAGAACUCAGUUGUAAAAACCAGGACUAUAUCCCAGAUACCCUGGGUCACCUCUGCAUGCUGCUAUCCCCGGCUUUGUGCUCUCACCAGCUGGACAAAACCCCAGCCAGGUUCAGUGAUAUUUCACUGCUCACAGAUGCCAGAGAUGAUGGGUGAAUGAAACAGCCAUGUCUCCACAUGGCUGGGUGUUACAUCAAAUAAAUGUUUAGCCAAAUGGAACAGCCCACCUUGGAAAACUAUGGGUUGGGCUGACUGGUUAAUUGAGAAGGGAGACCUGAUCCUGCUUAACUGAGCAGAGUUAUCAAUUAUAAAACAGGGGUAGUUUUCCUGAGGCCUCUAACUGGAGGCUCUCAUCUUCAAUACUGUCAAACUGGUUAGGAAAAUACCAUGUGCCAGAUGAUGGGAAUAAGCCUUUGCAACCCAGAAGAUGUUGAGUACAAGAAAUACAAUAAAUUAGAAGAGAAAGAGGGAACUGAUGCAUGAACUGGGCAUCAAUUUCAGCUCCUCCACAUGUGGACUCCUGUCAGUCAUGUGAUGUUACUGAGACCCAGUUUCCUCUUCUGUAAAAUUUGAGUUAAUAUAAACUUUUUCCUUGUAUGAUUUUAGUAAUCAAGUAAAAUCACAAAUUCAAUAAAACUGUACAAGUACUAGUCAUUAUUUUAGCUAUUCUUAACCAGAGUGAUUACAUUUCAUAUUCAUUUCCAAAAAUAUUUCCCAUUUUUCUUUUCGUAUCUAUCCCUCAUAUACCUUGUUAUCACAGCUUUAGGGAUUGAAAGUAGAUCUUUAUAGGAAAUUAGAAAAAAUAAUGCACUC
Molecule: messenger RNA, 4687 nt
Organism: Lemur catta (Ring-tailed lemur)
Lineage: Eukaryota; Metazoa; Chordata; Mammalia; Primates; Lemuridae
Product: olfactory receptor 2T6-like
Exons: 11
Coding region: 1959-2885 (308 amino acids)
Biological process (GO): G protein-coupled receptor signaling pathway
Cellular component (GO): membrane
Molecular function (GO): G protein-coupled receptor activity; olfactory receptor activity
Source: RefSeq, a predicted model, not a curated record